ACACCUCAAUGACCAUGAUCAGGAAACUAUGCACGCAACUUUUCGUGUGUCAUUAUAAAUCAUUAACACUUAUCACUGGUAGUCGGAACAGGUAUGCGUGAGUGCAUUUAAACCGAUACCAGCGACUUGCCUAACAUUUAUCGAUGUAGAUGUUUUUAAAUGGACACAGUAGAUUAAGAUCAUUUAAGCAAACAACACAACAGAGAAGAGAAGAGAAGAGACCCAAAGGACAACGCUGUAACUCUAUAGACCUAUAAUGUAUGUAUCGGGCAUUUAAAUGUGUAGGCCCCGCUCAUGUACUGUACAUGUGUUAAAACUCCUACUACACAUGUAUACGUGUUACAUGUCACAACAAAAAACUAUGGUGCUUAUGACCUGACAAUGUCACAAACAUAGGAAUGGCGAAACAAUUUAUUGCCGUAAUGAAUACAUGCUUCGUUUACAAAAGACACCACAAGUAACUCCAUUUUCUUCUGUCAUGGAUAAACCGGCUGAAAGCGUUAAAAGUAUUGUCGAUUUACUGAAAUCUACAAAUGAAGCGUCGUUAUUGAAAGACGGAAUCGACAAAUUUUCCAAGGCUGCCAUUGAAUGGUAUAUGGACCAGGAUGACCUCGAUAUUCUACAUCACGCUAUAAUAACCAAUAACAUCGAGGCUGUAGGACUGUUCUUCCAUAAAGGGUAUUUCAAACUUCCUCAUGAAUCUCCUUCAGUGCCAUAUCUUCACUUGUGUGCAAGACUUGGACACAAGACAAUUCUUUCUAUGUUGAUUCAAGAACGAGGCCAAGACAAUACCCCAAUGGAGUUCAAAUAUUACGGCCCGACAGGGUUAAGUGGGGAUUCCCCUAAAGCCAUGAGGAUACCCGUGAUGAGCGGUAAAGAUAAGUUGUCUCCUCUGGACAUAGCUGGCGAGUACGGGCAUAUUGGCUGUGUGUAUACUAUCCUAGACCAUUUUUAUGGAGGCAAAGUAAGGCAUAAAGCUAAGAGUACCAAGGAGGCUUAUGUUAACCUAGCUUGUGAGCUGGACUCCCCGCCCGCUCUCCGCUUACUUCUAUCACACAAGCCGACAGAAGAGGACAUUAAAAAUGCUGUUGGAGUUGCCCUGAAAAUGGCCCGACCAGAAUGUUUGGACGUUUUAUUGGGACUAAAACCUGACAUCAGUUCUUUGUUUGGUGGCAUGAAUCUGUAUCAUGUUCUCUUCUCAUACAGUCUCUCAUUUAAGAAAUCUUGGUAUGAAUCAUUGCUUACCGUCACGACUCUCCUCAUCAAGCAUUCACACGACUUGUCGAAGUGUCUUCCCUAUCGGACAUACCCACUGUAUAGCCUAUUAUCCCACUCGUCGUGUCAUGACUUGGACAACUCGUCCCCAUAUCUCCUAGCAUGUCUUCUGAUCAUGCUCAAUGCUGGUGCUGACCCAAACUUUGACGAACUAGAAUUCGAAAAGGAGCUUACGAAAAGAAAAUUCAAUGCAGCUGCAGCGUUUGGAAGAGCUGCAUUUUCCUCUGCCAUGCAUUGUUUGUUCGACACCAUUGGGAAGUACUCGGAACAGGUACAAAUUGAACAAAAGCUUUCUCUCAGAAGUCAUCUAGGGAAAUGUACAGAGGCCUUGCUGAAACACGGAGCAGAUUUAAACUACGUGGGACGAGUUGAAGAUCAGUGUGAUACCUACGGAAACAGUCUACAUUGUUUCUGCAGAAUUGCUCCGAAAAUUGGACUUGGCGGGAAAAUGCUAAAACUUCUUCUACGUCAUGGCGCAAACCCGGAUGUAAUGGUAUACGGGUAUUACCCUAUAAAUGUGUUUUUCGAACAACUUUUGGCAUACGCUACAAACUCUGACAGCUCACACGUUGUAGAUGUACAGCACAGUACAUUUGUUAUGGACUCGAUGGCCCAAGCAGCGUUGCGAGAUUCGUUUGAAAUCUUCAACAACAUGGCGGCUAGUUUUGAGCAGCCGUCAUCGAAACACGCGCGGAUUUUGGCGGGAAUCAAGGACGAGUACGAGAAGCGAGUUUCGGACGUCUGGUCACUUCGUAAGUGGUGUGUGUUUACUGUGUGGGUCAGUUGUGGCCGGAAAAUAGACCAAGCCGCGCGGUUGCCACUGCCCAAACGUUUACGUGAUAGUAUCACGGAUUCUCUGGAGUAUGUUUUCUGAGGACAAGUAUUAUGAUAAAACUGUUAGUACUAUUAGUCUUACGUGUGAUCAAGAUAAUUAGUGUAUUCCAUCAGACAGAUAUAAAUACAUGUAUGUGAAAUAAAUCAUUUUAAAACA
Pecten maximus is the source of this 2266-nucleotide messenger RNA. RefSeq lists its product as uncharacterized. Bases 431 to 2149 code for a protein of 572 amino acids. The transcript has a single exon. Lineage: Eukaryota; Metazoa; Mollusca; Bivalvia; Pectinida; Pectinidae. The record is from RefSeq and is a predicted model, not a curated record.